AGGUAAACAUUAAGGCUCGUUCUCUCAGCUGCUAAGGCGGUUUGGUCGGAUUUUGGUCAUCAUCCGCGGAGAUAUGGUUUGCGGACAAUUGGUGUCUUUUGGAAAACAUUUCAUUUAUAUAGUCAGCACCUCCCAACGGGAUUAUGAUGACGUCAGGGCCUUGUUGUCGUGUGAAAUAAGUGAAUUGUUGGCUGAAGAGUGGGCCAUAUCGAAUUGAUAACAUCUGGAGCCGAGUAUCCGAGAUGGUGGGUUACUUCAACGCCGAGGACGGUUCAGGUUGCGGUGGUGCGGAGUGUACUGGUCCCAUGGUGCCCGAGCAGCACCCCGACGAGCAAGAAGCACCCGUCAAGCGGCUAGUGUGCAGCCCGGAUUUGCCUGUCUUCUCGCUAACACAUGCGUUCGAGGAGGCUGCGGCGGCCGCCGUCGUUGAGUCGUCUGCAUCCCCAGCCUCCGCCCCAGUGCCGGGAGAUAAGGCGUAUGAGUGUUCGUUCUGUCACAAGACUUUCCCACAGAAGAACACGUAUCAGAAUCACUUACGUUCCCACGGAAAGGAAGGCGAGGAUCCGUACCAAUGCAACAUUUGCGGCAAGACAUUCGCUGUUCCCGCCCGACUGACACGUCACUACCGUACACACACGGGUGAAAAGCCAUACCAGUGUGAGUAUUGCAGUAAGUCCUUCUCCGUGAAGGAAAAUCUUAGCGUCCACAGACGCAUACAUACGAAGGAGCGACCAUACAAGUGCGACAUUUGCGCCAGGGCUUUCGAACACAGUGGCAAGCUGCAUCGCCACAUGCGAAUCCAUACGGGCGAGCGCCCGCACAAGUGCGGAGUCUGUGCCAAGACUUUUAUUCAGAGCGGACAGCUCGUCAUCCAUAUGAGGACCCACACGGGCGAGAAGCCCUACGUGUGCGCAGCGUGCGGCAAGGGCUUCACCUGCUCAAAACAACUGAAGGUGCACACGCGUACCCACACCGGAGAGAAGCCGUAUUCCUGCGAUAUUUGCGGCAAAGCGUUCGGCUACAACCACGUGCUGAAGCUCCACCAAGUGGCACACUACGGAGAAAAAGUGUACAAAUGUACCAUAUGCAGCCAGACAUUUACGUCAAAGAAGACCAUGGAAGUUCACAUCAAGAGUCAUUCGGAACCCUCGAGCACAGCUCGGAGCCCGCAACCACCCGCAGCGCCCUCGACAGGGCGACAGAACACCGAUCUCGGCGAAUCAUCAUGCGCGUCAUCCAGUAGUGAUAAGGAGAACAAGAGCGACAGCGAUUGCGAACAUCCGCCCCGGAUUCCACCUGUCGAGAAUGAGUUUGACUCAGCCUCUCCGAACACAGCAGUGCCCUUCUCCCCACCUGUACCGUUGCCCCAGCAAGAACAGUCACAGCCACACCCCAAUAUGCGGGAGCUCUGUUACUAUCUGUACCCUGGCGGAACGCCGUACCAGCAGCGUUUUCCGGCGUCCUCUUCCUCCGGGGUAAACCCCGUUCUACUUGCUGUCGCCGCAGCUGCAUCUGAGGGCCGGAGCUUGUCACCUCUUCCCGGCACAGAAGAGCGGAAUGAAGACAGUGUAGUAUUACGGAAGCGGCAGGAAGAGUUCCCACCGGAGCCUUCACUGCCCGUCACAGAACCCUCAGUGUACUUGUGUCCAGAACCCCUCCCAUCAAUGCAGCGGCGAUCGUCGCCAUACCAUUUUCAGCUGCCACCACCAGAGUACCUGGAGGAGCCUGUGCACAUUAGCUUGCCAUUGACGCCUGCUUACAGCAGCCCCAGUAGUAGUAGCAGCUCCAGCAGCAGCAGGCAACGACGACCAGAGGAUGCAGAUGAGUCAGAGAUGGAACCCUCGGUUUCAGCAGAUGAGCAAGACCCUCUCCUGACACCCCCCAGUAGCAACCCUGUGAGUCCUGUCCCCUCCACCUCUCCAGACCCAGUUGAUCUCGCCACAGUCAGCAGGGAGGUUCUCAUUCUGCCACCACGAAAACGCUCAAAAAUGAUACUCAAAUCCAUGGAAACGGCAGCGCCAGAAGUGGUGUCUGUCCGAUCUAGAUCGGUCAUUCACUACGCAAGGGCCUCGUAAUGAACUCAGGCUCAAGGUUAAAAAGGUUUGAUCUCACAGACUGAUCUUCUAGCUAGCACGGAAACCUCAAUAAUGUCUGUGAUAAAUGUGGUAUUCAGGCCUCUAAGGCAAAACAGUGUUCCAUUCCGAAUUAAUAGUGUGCGCCAUUGCACUUCACAGAAGCAAUAACAUUAACAUACACAGAAGUCAGUGUCCACAGAGUUUUUGGAAUUGGAGUGACAUUGUUUCUGAAAUACGUUUAUAUAUGUGUAGGCACUUGUCUUAUGUGGGCAGAUGAAAAUUAUGUUCCAAAUCAACUGUUGCAAGAAAAUAUGCUUCAUCGUGUGCAUGUAUUGUAAAUAGUAUAAAAUACCAAGACUGUAAAUAUAAUUUAGUGUUAUUUUACCGCCAGUUCCUUAUGUGAGCAUGCAGGUUGUAUACUUUACUGAUUUUGUACAUAAAAAACCCAGCUUGUAUGUAGAUUUAAUAGAAAUGGAAUAUGAAUUGUAAGUGCCAUGUAACCGAUGUCAAUAUAAGUGUCCUAGUGUAGUUUGUCAUGUGUUUACACAGGUGUCCACUAUGCACUAAUAUGAUAAGCCUUCUGGAAUGCAGGUGAUUCUUGAAGGUCAAGAAGUAGCAGAGAAUGUGAUGUAAACGUUUUGUUAAACCUUUCACAAAACCAUAUAAUGUGUUCAGAGA
This is a messenger RNA of Cryptotermes secundus, 2753 nucleotides long. Its product is annotated as Krueppel homolog 1. The transcript is spliced from 2 exons. Gene Ontology annotation, cellular component: nucleus. The record is from RefSeq and is a predicted model, not a curated record. NCBI's taxonomy places the organism in Eukaryota, Metazoa, Arthropoda, Insecta, Blattodea, Kalotermitidae. Bases 243 to 2075 code for a protein of 610 amino acids.